AUGGUGGAAUCGGCCAGUCGGGAGCGCGUCUUAUUUGACGGUGAAAGCGGCGACGACGACCCAUGGAGCCUUGGGACAGACGACGACGUUCCGCUACUGAAGCGGAGGCUGCGCCAUCACCUACAGUCCAAGUCGAAGCGGGCCCGCGUGGUGCUCUCUGACGACGACAGUCCGGGGGAGGAGCGUCGCCCGAAACUCACCGCUGCGGAGAAGGGAAAAGCCAAGGUCGCGGAAGCCCCUGCUAAGACCCCUGCUCGUCGCCGCACAAGCAAUAAGAAGCGGACAUCCGACGGAGACCCGGGAUCUAGCAAGGGUGCGACUAAGAAGAAGGCGAAGAAGGCGUCGAAUCCUGACGACAUCGUCGUGAACGAGACUCUGGGCAGCGACGAUGAGUACGCGGCGGCGGCGGGCCCGAUUCCCACGUUCCCUGAGAAGGUCACGCCGAAGGACCCCACCCUCCAUAAUCCCAACACCCGCCCACCUUCCCCUCGCAGCAAGGACACUACGAGGAAGCGCCGCAGUUGGACCGUGCGUGAGAAGCUUAAGUGGGCGCGCCACUAUCUGGAGCUCGGCUCCUUGAAGAAGACGAGCGUGGAGUCAACCGCGUCCAUCGCCUGCAUCAGACGCUGGAGAAUCGUGGUCCAAGCACAGGACAACGCGUGGAUGGGCGAGAGCGCUGUGCAAACCUGGCUGUCCAAGGAGGUGCUGCCCCAUCUGAACCCCCAGCGCGGCCAGAACGCGAGGCGUGCGAUGCUGGUGUUGGACUCCUACCGUGGUCACAUCACCCAUACCAUGCUUCAGUCAUACCGCACGCACAGCAUCACCCCUGCAGUCAUCCCAGCGGGUUGUACGAGCCAGAUUCAACCCCUGGACGUCUCAAUCAACCAGUGCUUCAAGGCUGCUGUGCGAGCGUGCUACGCCAGGUGGUUCAUGCGGAUCCUGCGGAGGCCGCCGCACCCCGUGGUGCUGCAGUGGAUCGCGGAGGCUUGGGAUCAAGUCCCCAAGCAGAUCAUCAUCGACGCGUUCCGCCACUGUGGGAUCUCAAGCAAGCUGGACGGAACGGAGAACCACCUGGUGAUGUCUCACCUGCGCGCCAGGAGCACCACUGAUGUCUCCGCGGACAUGUCCCUCGGGGGGACCACAGGCGACAACACGCGCCUGCUCGGUCGGGCUCCAGAGGAGGAGGAGGAGGAGGAGGAGGAGGAGGAGGAGGAGGAGGAGGAGGAGGAGGAGGAGGAGGAGGAGGAGGAGGAGGAGGAGGAGGAGGAGGAGGAGGAGGAGGAGGAGGAGGAGGAGGAGGAGGAAGAGGAGGAGGAGGAGGAGGAGGAGGAGGAGGAGGAGGAGGAGGAGGAGGAGGAGGAGGAGGAGGAGGAGGAGGAGGAGGAGGAGGAGGAGGAGGAGGAGGAGGAGGAGGCGAUGCAGGCGGAGGGCGUGCGGGAGGUGGCAGUGGCAACCGGCCUGGAGGUGCUGUACCAGGAGACCCCCAACUACCGCGGGGCGGCGGCCGAGGCUGACCGCAUGAUCGAGCCUAGGGAGAUGGCUAGGCAUGCCUGGCAAGUGCCGGACCUGGGUGUAGAGCCUGUUGUUAGCGCAGGCGAGGGGGCGGUGACUGAGGGGGGUUAG
Messenger RNA from Closterium sp. NIES-65, 1623 nucleotides. The record is from the annotation of a GenBank genome assembly. NCBI's taxonomy places the organism in Eukaryota, Viridiplantae, Streptophyta, Zygnematophyceae, Desmidiales, Closteriaceae.